Molecule: messenger RNA, 1389 nt
Organism: Neoarthrinium moseri
Lineage: Eukaryota; Fungi; Ascomycota; Sordariomycetes; Amphisphaeriales; Apiosporaceae
Exons: 4
Coding region: 1-1389 (462 amino acids)
Cellular component (GO): oligosaccharyltransferase complex; endoplasmic reticulum membrane
Source: RefSeq, a predicted model, not a curated record
AUGAGGUCCCUCAUCUCCUUCGUGCUGCUGCUGCUCGCUGCCGUGGCCAGCGCCAUCAGCGUCACCGGCGAGAGGCUACUGGUCGUGCUGGACGACGUCGCCGAGAAGGCCGCCUACUCCAAGUUCUUCGGCGAUCUGGACGGCAGAGGAUACAAGAUCACAUACGAGACCCCCAAGAGCGAGAGCUUGAGCCUCUUCAAGCUGGGCGAGCGCGAGUACGACCACAUCGUCUUCUUGCCCACCAAGGCCAAGGGUCUCGGCCCCAGCCUGACUCCCGCCAUCCUCCUCCAGUUUAUCAAUGCCGAGGGCAACAUUCUCGUCGCCCUGUCCUCCAAGAACCCGGCGCCCACCUCCAUCGUCUCGACCCUCCUCGAGCUCGACGUCCACCUGCCCCCGGACAGGAGCGGCCUCGUCGUCGACCACUUCAACUACGAUGUCUCCUCGGCCGCCGAAAAGCACGAUGUCGUCCUUCUACCCGCGCCUGGUGCCCUGCGGUCCGAUGUCAAGGACUUUUUCUCUCCCGACGCCCCCAAUGGCGAGCUCCUCGCUUUCCCCUCCGGCCUGGGCCAGACCCUGGGCUCCGGCGCCCUCCUGACCCCUAUCCUGCGCGCCCCCAACACCGCCUACAGCUACGACCCCAAGGAGCAGGCCGAGUCCGUCGACGACCUGUUCGCGAGCGGCAAGCAGCUGUCUCUGGUCACCUCCGUGCAGGCCCGCAACUCGGCUCGUCUCACCGUGGUCGGCAGCGCCGACAUGCUGAGCGACAAGUGGUUCGAUGCCAAGGUCAAGAAGAGUGGUGACAAGUCGUCCGUGGCCACUCUCAACCGCGAGUUCGCCAAGCGCGUCUCUGCUUGGACUUUCCACGAGAUCGGUGUUCUGCGUGUCAACUGGAUUGAGCACCACCUGAACGAGGAGGGGCAGAGCAACCAGAGCAAUCCCAAGAUCUACCGCAUUAAGAACGACGUGACCUACUCCAUCUCUCUUUCCGAGUACGCUUGGGACAGCUGGACCGCCUUCACUGUUCCCGCAAACGAUGUCUUGCAGCUCGAGUUUAGCAUGCUGUCCCCCUUCCACCGGCUGCCUCUCAAGCCCGUCCUCAGCUCGCCCGAUAGCACCACCUUCUCGGCCUCUUUCAAGCUGCCCGACCAGCACGGCAUCUUCAACUUCAAGAUCAACCACAAGCGCCCCUUCUACACCAACGUUGAAGAGAAGAACACCGUCUCCGUCCGCCACUUUGCCCACGAUGAGUGGCCUCGCAGCUGGGUCAUCAGCGGAGCUUGGCCCUGGAUCACCGGCAUCGGCGCCACCGUUGUUGGGUGGCUCGCAUUUGUUGCCAUUUGGCUGUACAGCAAACCCGUGGCUGGCGGAGAGACCAAGAAGACCAGAUAA